AUGGCCCAUGCCCCUCUGCUUCGAAAUAACACCGCUCCGGUCUUCCACCCCAACCAGAGCGGCGUCGGCGUCCUCUCACACAACAACAUGAACAGUGUGCCCCGCGGUAGCCAGCUGUCGGGGUCGACGGCGUAUACCAGUUCAUCGACGUCGCUGCAUUCACUGAGUAGUGCUGCAACCGUGGUUCCAGGGCAGAAUGGCGGAUCUGUCGUGGCCACGGCCAACAUCAUCAAUCAAAAGGCGGAUGCUUCGCGAUCGCUCUACCAGAUUUGUGUGUCUCUCAAACAACGAUUAAGUCAAGUACCCGGUUUUGGACCCUUUCUCGAGCAACUUGACCCUACCGAUCCUGUCGACCCCUUGUGGAAUCUGUUCCGGUCAGGGUAUCCCCUUCUCACAAUCUACAACUCGCUACAGCCCACAGAACCGCUCAAGGUGGAGGAUCCAAAUGCAUCAGAAGCGAAGAAGUCCAAGAUUGCCAUUUUCAAGUUUGUGCAGGCGUGUAUGAAGGAAUUGCAAGUCCCCCCCGCCCAGAGUUUUGUCAUUACAGAUUUGAUGGGAAACGAUACAAGCGGUUUCGUCAAGGUUACGCAGGUCGUCAACUACGUGCUUGAUCUCGCAGAGCAACGUGGCCUAUUGCUACAGCUUCAACCUUAUCCCGAGGACGAGCCUGUCGUCGCAACAGGGGGCGCGCAAAUGAGCUACAGGGAUCACAUUGUCAAAGAACUGGUUGAUACCGAGCGAAAAUAUGUCCAGGACCUGGAAAACUUGCACGACCUGAAAAAGACGUUGGAACAAAAGGGACUAAUCCCAGGAGAUGUUGUGCACCAAAUCUUUCUGAACAUCAACGCGAUUCUCGAUUUUCAGCGACGAUUUCUCAUUCGAGUCGAAACAACAAACUCCUUGCCAAAGGCCGUCCAGCGAUGGGGUGCCCCGUUUUGUUUCUACGAAGAUGCCUUUGACAUCUACCAGCCCUUUAUCGCCAAUCAGCGCAAGGCUGCUCAAAUCGCCAACCAAGUUUUCGAGAAAAUUCAACAAUCAGAGCACCCUGUUGCCGCAGACUUCAACACACUGGACGGAUUUUUGCUAAAACCUAUGCAGCGGUUGGUGAAAUAUCCAUUGUUGCUCAAGGACCUCGCCAAAAAGUCGGAAGACGAGGAAGUCAAAGACGAUCUAAACACUGGGUGUGAAGCCGCGGAACGAGUUUUACUCAAAGCCAACGAAGCCGUAAACCGGGACCUUCUUGAUGAAGCACUGGAGGAACUCAUCACUCGGGUAGACGAUUGGAAGUCACAUAAAGUGGAAUCAUUCGGCAAGCUACUCCUGCACGGUGUGUAUGGUGUCAUUACUGGCAAGAGUGAUCAAGAGAAGGAUGAAGCCUCCGGCAAGAAAGACAAGACGCGAUCCACGGGUCCCAAAAUCAGGAAUAAGAACGCAAAGCUCCAGCUCAAGGGCAGAAUCUUCAUGACUAAUGUGACUGACAUUGUGUCCCUUUCAAAACCUGGUUCUCACAGCGUUCAGAUUUGGUGGAAGGGUGACCCUGGCGUCGAGAAUUUCACGAUCAAGUUCCUUAAUGAGGAGACAAUGAGGAAAUGGGCGGGCGGAUUAGAGAUGCAGAGGAAGGAAAAUGCGCCACGGCUCUCCACCAGCCAAGAAUGCAUCAACAACGACUUUGCAUGGACCAGGGACCAAGCCGGCGGCCUCGAGAACCCCUAUUUACAGCAGGACGAAGAAGAUGACGAAGACUAUGGACCAGCAACGGCGCCGGCACAGUUUCCAAUGCCUGCAUCGAUGGGCACCGCUGUGCCUCGCACCUCUUCAAGCUCCAGUCUGAGACAACGUUCUGCCACAGGGGAGAGCACACAAUCCCUUGCAGGCAUCGCAAGAGCUCCACCGCCGCGUUUCCCAUUGCCUAUGCCGCCCGCUCCCCUCAAUCUGCAGACCCAAACCAAUGGCGCCCAAUCUCCCGGCUCGAGGGGAGGAGACAGCUACUUCUCCCCAGUGGCCGAGUCUCCAGCGUCUUCUCGUACAAGCACCACGAGCGGCAUCUUCCCUGGGCCUGCUUAUCAGUUCCCUCCCAAGGCUGGCACACCACAGGCCGUUUGGGACGACCCGCGUUAUUCUCCAUCCAUGCCACGGGCCCCAUCACGAGAUGGUUCCUCCCCCAAUCCGAUGGGCAUGGGUAGCAGAACCGCUCGUGGACCGUCUCUGCCCGCUAUGGCCACGCAUAGUCAAACUGCGGCUCAGCAACAAAGAAGUAGGUCUUACAGCACACCGGAUGUGAAUGUUGCAGGUAUCCCUCGACAUCGUCAACCGAGCCAGAGCAAUAUUCCAGCCGUACCUGGCAUUCCUCAGCACUUACACCCAGCGCAUGACGGCAACAUCCCUCGAUCGCAAACAGGCUCGCCUCGCAAUGAUUUACCAAUUCGAACCAGCACACAAAGCCCCGGAGCCCAUCGUGAGCGAAUGCACCAGCACUCGGGAAGCCUCGGGGGUACGAUGUCUCAUUUUCCUCCUCAACCACCCUAUCCGCGUGGAAACACACCCAUCGGCGGCAACGGGUUGCGAGUCGACUCUGCCACUGCGAAUUCACGCAACGUGUCCCCAUCCCUCGGCACCGGGACGCUCCCUCCGACUGGCAACUCCGUGGCAAGCCCAGAUUUGCCCAUGCCCACGCAGUUGAAAGUUAGGGUCAACUGUGAUAGCGGAAAUUAUGUGACGCUUGUGGUUGCAUUUAAUAUCACGUAUCAAUCCUUGAUUGAUCGAAUUGACGCUAAACUUUCACGAUUCAUGACGAGCAGCAUUGGCAAGGGUAUGCUGAAGCUCCGGUACCGUGAUGAAGAUGGCGACUUUGUCACCAUUGAAAGCGAUGACGAUAUUCAGAUUGCCUUUAUGGAGUGGCGCGAGGGAGCUCGAAACAUGUAUUCUGGUGGCGUUGGAGAGAUAGAGCUCUUUUGUCUUGGAGAAGGCCAAUGA
This is a messenger RNA of Metarhizium acridum CQMa 102, 2973 nucleotides long. Lineage: Eukaryota; Fungi; Ascomycota; Sordariomycetes; Hypocreales; Clavicipitaceae. The record is from RefSeq and is a predicted model, not a curated record.